Messenger RNA from Helianthus annuus (common sunflower), 993 nucleotides. RefSeq lists its product as uncharacterized. NCBI's taxonomy places the organism in Eukaryota, Viridiplantae, Streptophyta, Magnoliopsida, Asterales, Asteraceae. Bases 1 to 993 code for a protein of 330 amino acids. The transcript has a single exon. The record is from RefSeq and is a predicted model, not a curated record.
AUGGAAAUCGCUCUCGCGCCACUUGAGAAAGCGAAAUUACCAUCUAAUGUGGGAAAGUUCAACGGGUUGACAGACCCGGAUGAUCAUUUAAGAGUGUUUACAAGCGCAGGGUUGGUUGGGGGUUGGACCCUACCAUUAUGGUGUCACCUAUUCGUACAGACCCUAACCGGCGCAGCAAGAAUCUGGUGGUUCGAUAACUUACCAAUCGGAAAAAUCACAUCGUGGAAAGAUCUGCGCGAAAAAUUUCUGACACAUUUUAGCCAACAACGACGUUCUAUUCGCGAUACAUUUGAUGUAAUGAACAUUUGGCGUCACGACGACGAAAAUCUGGAGGACUUUAUCACCAGAUACAACAAAGAGGUACUGGAGAUUGGCGAUGUUCAUGAGCAACUAAUUUGCGCUCAAUUCAAAUAUGCGGUUAGAUGCGAUGACAUGACUAAGGUCUUAUCCGGAACAGAAGGCCUUCCAAAAAGUUGGGAGAAGGUGAUGGCAGCGGCAAAGGUUUACGCUCAAAUUGAAAAGAACCUUACCACAAAUAGGCCGCCGCCACCACAUAAUAGACCCGCGAACUUAAGCUCCACUGGCGGGAGGAAGUUUAAGAAAUCAUGGCGUGAUUCUGGCUCGGGAAAUCAUUUGUCUGAAGAUGCUCGAGCAACGAUCAACAAACUUACUGCGCAGAGGGAGACCAAGCAGGAGAAUAGGGAGAGACAGUGGACUCCCUUAACUAAGACCACGGCGGAAGUUUUGAGUACUGAAGACUAUCAGUUCAAACCUCCAAUCCCCAUGAAAAGCAAGCGUAGACAAGACCCUGCCCAAUAUUGUGAGUAUCACAAGGACAGUGGCCAUACCACUAACAACUGCAUUUCUUUACGCACAGAAAUAGAAAAAGCCCUCAAAAGCGGCGAGCUCACACAUUUGCUUCAAAAUGUGCGCAAGGAAAUAAAGCAGAUAACUCGGGGUGAGGAGGGCCCAAGCAAGAGGGCGAAAACUUAA